CUAGCAACAAAGGAACACAGCAACACAGCAACGCAGCAACAGACACGCCCAUUUCGCAUCGAAACACUCCGCGGAGCGAUCGCAUCGUGAUUGGAUCGUUCCGAUGCAGCCCAACAUCCCCCCGAUGCCACGGCCACCGGAACCGCCGGUCCCGGGACGCCCCAACCGCAGCGCAAACCGGGGAACGAGGGAGGCGGAAGAGCUCUUCGCGGCCGCCCUCUCCUCCCUGGCGGAGGACGCGGCGGCCGUCCGGCAGCUCUCGGACGUCGCGAGCCUCCUCGCUGCCGGCGGGGCGGACGCGGGGGAGCAGAGGGAGCGCCUCACCGGGCUGGACCGCGCCAUUGCGGCGGUGGAAACCAGGGUCGGCGCCCUCCGGCAGAUCCUGAACGAGGAAAAGGCCGCGGUGGCAAGGUUCGAAACGAUCCUAGCGGAGGAGGCCUCUUCGCAGGCCGAGCUGAUAGGGGCCCUGCUGGCCACCAUGGACCGGAAGCGGCGGGAAGAAGAGCAGCAAGAUGGGCACGGGCAGCAUCGGGACAGCGAUGCCAAAACACCCGGGAAAGAGGUCGGAUCGGACCAGAACCAUGGGGCGAGGCAUUUCAAUGGUGCGGACGGUUCCCUAAUCGGCAGCAACAGCGGCGAGCACCAUUCGUAUUCGGGAGCGCCUCAGCCCCGCAGCGGCCGGAGGGCCCUGCACGCACGAUCCCCCGGGGUGGCGAACGCUGCACCGAACUCCAAUUCCUCCCGACACCCCUCGCAAAGAAUCCGGAACCAUGCGCGGAAGAAGCCCAACAGUUCGAUUGAGACGAAGAAUUCCUCCCGAGACGGAGAAAACGUAAAUCCCACCGAAACCGGCAGCUGCGAAAGCGAAGACGGCGGAGACCAUCCGUCCUUCCUUCCGGUCACGGAAGAGGAGCUUCGGCUCCAGCUGCGAUUCGGGCCGCACCUGUGUCGCUACGACAUCAACGAAGCCCUGGAGGAGAUCCGGGAAGUGGUCCGGAAAAAGACGGCGCUGGACCGCAGCCUCGGUGCCGGCCACCAACACGGCCGCACCACCAACAGCCUCCAGCGCCGCUUCGAGUACCUCCGGCAGAGGCAGCGCCAGAACGCCGGCUCCUCGCUGGAGGAAUGCGAAACCGACGCCCACAGAGGCCACGACUGGGUCUCGGAGCAGGAGCUCCGGGAAAACUGCGCCUUUUUCCGGCACGGGGAAUCCACGGCCCGGGCCACGCUCCAGCUCCUGUGCUCCCUCAAGCGCCUCCGGCAGGUCCCGGGCCGCGGGUCCGGGGUCGUCACCUAUCUUUGCCUGUUUGCAAGGUGAGUGACCGGUGCGGUGAAGUGCGGUAUGAUGUGAUGUGAUGUGAUGUGAUGUGAUGUGUGCGAACGGCCGGGGGCCGCGGUGGCAACCGCACCGCAGCAGCGUAGCAAAAACCAUAACCCAGUGUAGAGAACGACUUG
Pseudo-nitzschia multistriata is the source of this 1455-nucleotide messenger RNA. Lineage: Eukaryota; Bacillariophyta; Bacillariophyceae; Bacillariales; Bacillariaceae. The record is from the annotation of a GenBank genome assembly.